This is a messenger RNA of Suillus paluster, 912 nucleotides long. RefSeq lists its product as uncharacterized. The coding region runs from base 1 to 912 and encodes 303 amino acids. Lineage: Eukaryota; Fungi; Basidiomycota; Agaricomycetes; Boletales; Suillaceae. The transcript has 6 exons. The record is from RefSeq and is a predicted model, not a curated record.
AUGUCCAACACCCCCGUUGUCACCCUGGUGGUGGCGCCAACUGUCAUUGAUACAAAUGACAUUCUCAUUCCUGGACCUAACAACCCAUGCUGGGCUUGCAACAAUGCGGAGUUGCCCUGCACAACCCGUUUCAACAAGAGGACUGGGAACGGCCUUCUCUCCUGUGUUUUCUGCAACACAAAGAAGGGUAAGUCGACCACCCAGAAGGCCAGGUCCUGGACACCUUCCAAAGCUGGAGCUACCAGUACCAGUGCUGCCGGAACUGCCAGUGCAUCUGCUGUGACCAUGCCUAAGACGCAUGGUUGCAGCAAGACAAUAACUGCUGUCAAGGCACCCACCCCACCACCUACACCCUCACCUGCACCAGCUCCAAUUGUGUCUUCGAGUGCCCGCGUGCCUCGUGCAGCUCUCAAUGUCCCCAUGCCGGGCCUCCAUUCCAUGGCAAUCACUAUUUGCGAUAGUGCUGGACACAUCAAGGCUCUCAAGGAACGCUCCAUGAGAGCCUUUGACGCGAAACCAUGGAACACCAUCCCUCAUUCCCCCUUCCCACUACUCCGGAAAUUGCAACAUCUUUGUUGCUUGAUCAAUCUGUCACUGGAGCAAUGUUACCCUCUGAAUCCGCACUCCCUCCUCUCAUUGGUCUUUCGAUGGCAGGGAUGGAGCCCACACCCUCGAAAAUUGAGGAUCCCUCUGCCAUCGGGGGGUCUCAUAUUUGAGCCGAGCCAAGUUCAACUAGCCCCAGACCCAUCACCUACUCCCCCAACUGCCAGAGACAUUGACAUUGUGGUGCUGGAUCAUCCACGCAACCUUUUCCCAGAAUACGAUUCUGCUGAUGACAUGGAUGUUGAGGUCAAGGUUGAAGUUGAAGGUGGUGAUGAGGGUCAUCUGGGUGAGGUUGAAAUGUCUACAUAA